Anguilla rostrata (American eel) is the source of this 4574-nucleotide messenger RNA. RefSeq names its product DNA-binding protein RFX2-like. Lineage: Eukaryota; Metazoa; Chordata; Actinopteri; Anguilliformes; Anguillidae. Bases 389 to 2419 code for a protein of 676 amino acids. The transcript is spliced from 17 exons. Gene Ontology annotation, biological process: regulation of transcription by RNA polymerase II. Gene Ontology annotation, cellular component: nucleus. Gene Ontology annotation, molecular function: DNA-binding transcription factor activity, RNA polymerase II-specific; RNA polymerase II cis-regulatory region sequence-specific DNA binding. The record is from RefSeq and is a predicted model, not a curated record.
UUAUGUGCCAGUUUGCGCAAUAUUCCAUAAACAGCAGCUCUGACAGGUUGUGUUCAUGUGAGUCUUAUUGGAAAAUGCUAACUCAAUACACAGUUGCAUUUUGAGUCAAGCUUGUGGCUGAAUGCUAAACCAGCUGUUUAGUCAACGAAAGACCCCUUCACCUCUCCAAUUUGUGCAGAACAGAGCUGAACGGGUUCCAGACGAUGACGUAGCAGAAAAGGAUAGCAACAGUUGCCUCGAGACCCUCACGCGCCAUAGUGACUGUAGUCGUGGAGACAGUUACCAACGGGAGCAACACGCAGCAACAGCAGCAGCAGCAACGGGAAAAGUGAGUGUGUGAGAGAAAGGACAGCCAGGGCCGAACUAAAGAGAAGGCAAAGUGUUCAGCAUGCAGAGCUCAGAGGGCGGGUCUGACUCCGCCUCCACCGUGGUGCUGCACACCUCCACCUCCGUCCAGGCCCCCGUGGUGCAGCCCGUCCCGGCCUCCCAGCAGGUCCAUCAUGUGGUUCAGCACGUGUACCCAGUCCAAACCCAGUAUGUAGACGGAGGGGAGGCCGUCUACCCCAACGGAACCAUCCGGGCGGCCUACUCCUACAACCCCCAGGCCCAGCUGUACGCGCAGUCGGGCGGGGGCGGCUACAUGGACGCGCAGGCCGGCGGGGGCGGGGGCCAGGUGACCGCCGUGGUGUCGUCGGCCAGCGUUCCCUCCCACGGCAUGGCGGGCGUCUCCAUGGAGGCCAGAGGCGGGCAGAUCAUCUCCGGCGGCAACGCUUACAUCAUCCACAGCGGCUCGGCCGAGGGCAGCCGUCACCACACCUCCCGCUCCUCCUCUGCAAUGCUGCAGUGGCUGCUGGACAACUACGAGACGGCGGAGGGGGUGAGCCUGCCGCGCAGCUCCCUGUACUACCACUACCUGCGCCACUGCCAGGAGCAGAAGCUGGACCCCGUCAACGCCGCCUCCUUCGGCAAGCUCAUCCGCUCCGUCUUCAUGGGCCUGAAGACCCGCCGGCUGGGGACCAGGGGGAACUCCAAGUACCACUACUACGGCAUCCGGCUGAAGCCCGAAUCCCCGCUCAACCGCUUGCAGGAGGACUCCCAGUACAUGGCCAUGAGGCAGCAGUUUGUGCACCAGAAGCGCAGGUACAAGCCGCUGCAGAGGAUGGACAGCAUGGGCGACGGCCUGUCCGGCGGCCCCCAUCACCUGAGCAGCCCCCCCGAGCAGUCCGAGUCCUCCCAGAGCCAGCACCACCAGCAGUACAUCGAUGUGUCCCAUGUCCUGCCCCCGUUCCCCUCCCCGGACCCGGGCUCGCACCCCCUCCCCGACGGCAUCGCGGCGGGCGACCUGAAAAAGCUGCAGAGCCUGUACCGGGACCACUGUGAGGCUACUCUGGACGUGGUGAUGAACCUGCAGUUCCACUACAUCGAGAAGCUCUGGCAGACCUUCUGGUGUUCAGCAGCGCCAUCUAGUGGCAGAGCCACCCCACUGCCUGGCAGCGAGGGGGAGGCAGACGGCGCCCUGUCCCAGGAGAAGCUGGUGGCCCUGUGCCACUACGAGCCGGUGACGCAGUGGAUGCGCAGCUGCGACCACGUCCUGUACCAGGCCCUGGUGGAGAUCCUCAUCCCCGACGUGCUCCGCCCCGUCCCCAGCACUCUCACGCAAGCCAUCCGCAACUUUGCCAAGAGCCUGGAGGGCUGGCUGACCGCCGCCAUGAGCCACUUCCCCCAGGAGAUCGUCCGUACCAAGGUGGCAGUAGUGAGCGCGUUUGCGCAGACGCUGCGCAGGUACACGUCUCUGAAUCACCUGGCUCAGGCGGCCCGGGCGGUGCUGCAGAACACCUCACAGAUCAACCAGAUGCUCAGCGACCUCAACCGAGUGGACUUCACCAACGUGCAGGAGCAGGCCUCGUGGGUGUGCCAGUGUAAUGAGGCCAUGGUGCAGCGCCUGGAGCAGGACUUUAAGGUGACCCUGCAGCAGCAGAGCUCUCUGGACCAGUGGGCGCUCUGGCUGGACAGCGUGGUCAAUCAGGUCCUCAGGCCCCACGAGGGCAGCCCCAGCUUCCCCAAGGCCGCGCGCCAGUUCCUGCUCAAGUGGUCCUUCUACAGCUCCAUGGUGAUCCGGGACCUGACCCUCCGCAGCGCCGCCAGCUUCGGCUCCUUCCACCUCAUCCGCCUGCUCUACGACGAGUACAUGUUCUACCUGGUGGAGCACCGCGUCGCCCAGGCGACCGGCGAGACGCCCAUCGCCGUCAUGGGAGAGUUCAGUGACCUCAGCUCUAUGACCCUCAUGGAUAAAGACCCGUCUCACUUCCCUGGCGAUAUCGGGGAUCUGAGCAGCAACGGAGACGCGUCCAGGGACCCCGGGGAACUGCCGGUCAAGAGGGAGAGGAUCGAGAUCAGCCACUCGCUGCAGGAGAUCUGAGACCCGCCCACCCCACACCCCCCCCCAACCCCCCCACCCCCAGUCCUGCGCUGGGAGGGUGGGCGGAGUUACCCAUCAGCUCUACAGCUCCACACGAGCUCACGCAGUUUCCGCAGCGUCAACCGUGCGCUCAGGGCACUGCCUUUCAGGUUCCCCUGACGGGAGCUUUAGAUUCCUUUAGCAAGAAGGGGGGGAAAAAAAACAAACUGUCAGUAGAUUGUGGCAUUUCUGGGUUACAGGCCCAGGCAACAACAAAACGUCCUCACAACGUUGCUGCAACGUCGUGGCAACGUUAUGACAUUUCAGCGACGUCGCGAGGACCUUUCACGUUGCCCGGGGUAACGCCCCCGGCCUCGUUCCCUCUCCCCCCGCUGCGGUUCAUAUUGAGAACUCGGCGCGGAGCCGAAGUCCAGCAGGACACGCGUGGCCUCUUUACGAGCGGCAUUUUUUUACAGCUGUGCUGUAGCGCCGCUCCAGUGCCUUUACGACUGUGGCAACCGACCCUGUUCCUGGAGAUCCGCCGUCCUGUAGGUUUUCACUCCGGCCUUAGCAAAGCGCGCCUCAUUCAUACAGAUAACAAUCCGCGUUGAGCUGAUGAUUGGUGAGAGUGCGGGUGUGCCAAAUUAGGGUUGGAGUGAAAGCCCUGCAGGACGGUAGAUCUCCAGGAACAGGGUUGGUUACCACUGCUUUGUCAGCUACUAAGCCCCUCCCCCCCCCCCGUCCACAGAAACUCCGCCCUCUGCUGUGCCUCUUGAUGUUCACCGCGUAGGAAUGUACGGUUUCAGAGCCUCCACCCUUGAAGCUCCUUGCAGCUCCGGAAAUGGGCGGAGGGUUACUUCACACAGUAAUGCAGACCCCCGCCCCCACACCCACACCCCUGGGGGCAUGACACUGUGCCCCCGUGGGGCCGUUUCCAUGCCAGCCAAGACCUUACUUUGCAGCGAAAAUGUUGGGUCAUUCUCCGGCAGCCGGGUCUCCGGAGCAAGGCCCUCCCCCUGGGCUCCUGAGCCAACCGUUGGACCGAGUCGGCGUUCUCCACACUCUCAUUGGCUCUGCUCCGCCGCCGCUCACCCGCAUGCUGUGUGCUCUGCGCUCACGGCAGUUUUCAGCAGGUGGCGCUGCUGCAGUGGCUGAGCCUGCAGAGCUCAGGCCCCUCCCUCCUGGCUCUGUUCCAACCCCCACUGGUCAGCUAUCAAAGGCAUCGAGCCCUUUCUCUUAUAAAACAAAAUGAAACCUAAGAACAUUUAUUUGGGGGCUCUGAAGGCAGUUCAUGAAAGUUCAUUUUGCGGUCUCCUGCAUUCUGUGUGCAGCUGAACCACUCCCACCAUAAUAAACUGUAAGGCUGGAAAUAGCCUUUUGUUCUAGAUUUCCUUUACGCACGGUCCAUGUAAUGUAGCAGCCGUCUUAUAUGAAGUAAGGGGUUAACGGGAUUUUUAAAAACCAAACUCAAAUGUUUGUACUGUACAUGUAUCUUGAGCUGUUGAAGAAUGUACAGUUGUAACUGAGGCCGUCUCCCUCACGUGAAAUGACUAGACUAAACGCGCAGCAGGCUAACCAUAUGGCAGGCUAACCGUACAGUGGGUAACCACACAGCAGGUUAGCCGUAAUGUAGGUUAGCCUGUCUGCUACACACAGAAAAUUAACUGUAACGCAGGCUAACACGACAGGCUAAAUUAGCGGCAGGCUAAACCCAUGGCGGGCGAACAGCAGGCUGGCUAACUGCGCGGCGGGAAAUAAAACAGGCGGGUCGUUCCGAAAGGUCAGAGAGCCGACCUUUGUUUUUUCAGUUCCAGCGACGCUUUCCACGCAACCUUCAGGCCCGAUUCCUGACACGCCUUUUAUUUAUGAACACUACUUCAAUGUGCAGGUAAUAAUUUGACCAUUUCCUCUUAUGUCAUCGCCAAGACAGCCUUUGUGUUGUUUUAGGGUCGUUUGCUGCAAGGCUACCUGGCUUUGUUCCUUUGAGGCUUGCGCUAGUCACAGUGGGGAACAUCGUUUCUUAAAUGUAAUUGAACUUACUGUUUUUAAUGCUGUUUAAACCUGGGAUGAGGGUUUAUUUUCUACUGGUCUAGUUCUGAUUCUUACUCUUGAGUAUGUUGAAUGUUUAUUUUUACAGCCUGUUCUUGACUACACUUUCCCUUGCUGGAAAGCAGAC